This is a messenger RNA of Mus pahari (shrew mouse), 3118 nucleotides long. RefSeq names its product UDP-glucuronate decarboxylase 1 (gene Uxs1). Bases 126 to 1403 code for a protein of 425 amino acids. Gene Ontology annotation, biological process: D-xylose metabolic process. NCBI's taxonomy places the organism in Eukaryota, Metazoa, Chordata, Mammalia, Rodentia, Muridae. The transcript has 15 exons. The record is from RefSeq and is a predicted model, not a curated record. Gene Ontology annotation, cellular component: cytoplasm. Gene Ontology annotation, molecular function: UDP-glucuronate decarboxylase activity; NAD+ binding.
GUUUAGCCGGCAGGAAGCCGGGCGCGCGGGGGUGGGGCUGCUGCACGGGGGCGGGGCUCGGGCCGCCGCGCAUUGUGCUGCGGCUGGCCGGCGCGGCAGGCCCCGGGCCCGUGCGGUUCCCGGGCAUGGUGAGCAAGAGGCUGUUGCGCCUCGUCUCUUCAGUCAACCGCAGGAGGAUGAAGCUUCUGCUCGGCAUCGCGCUGUUCGCCUACGCCGCCUCUGUUUGGGGCAACUUUGUUAACAUGAGCUCUCUGCUCAACAGGUCUAUCCAGGAAAAUGGUGAACUAAAGAUCGAAAGCAAGAUUGAGGAGAUUGUUGAACCAUUAAGAGAGAAAAUCAGAGAUUUGGAAAAAAGUUUUACCCAGAAAUACCCACCAGUAAAGUUUUUAUCAGAAAAGGACCGGAAAAGGAUUUUGAUCACUGGAGGUGCAGGCUUUGUGGGCUCCCAUCUAACUGACAAACUCAUGAUGGAUGGCCAUGAGGUGACCGUGGUGGACAACUUCUUCACAGGCAGGAAGAGAAAUGUGGAACACUGGAUUGGCCAUGAGAACUUCGAGCUGAUUAACCAUGAUGUGGUCGAGCCGCUCUACAUAGAAGUUGACCAGAUAUAUCAUUUGGCAUCCCCAGCCUCCCCACCAAACUACAUGUACAACCCCAUCAAGACGCUGAAGACUAAUACAAUUGGAACACUGAACAUGUUGGGACUGGCAAAGCGUGUGGGUGCUCGUCUGCUCCUGGCCUCCACUUCCGAGGUAUAUGGAGAUCCUGAGGUCCACCCUCAAAGUGAGGACUACUGGGGCCACGUGAAUCCCAUAGGACCCCGAGCCUGCUAUGAUGAGGGCAAACGUGUUGCAGAGACCAUGUGCUAUGCCUACAUGAAGCAGGAAGGUGUGGAAGUACGGGUGGCAAGGAUCUUCAACACCUUUGGGCCGCGAAUGCACAUGAAUGAUGGGCGGGUGGUCAGCAACUUCAUCUUACAAGCACUACAAGGGGAGCCACUCACAGUCUAUGGCUCUGGGUCUCAGACACGGGCAUUCCAGUACGUUAGUGAUCUGGUGAAUGGCCUGGUAGCACUGAUGAACAGCAAUGUCAGCAGCCCUGUCAACUUGGGAAAUCCAGAAGAACACACAAUCCUGGAAUUUGCUCAGUUAAUUAAAAACCUUGUUGGUAGUGGAAGUGAAAUUCAGUUUCUCUCUGAAGCCCAGGAUGACCCACAGAAAAGAAAACCAGACAUCAAAAAAGCAAAACUGAUGCUGGGGUGGGAACCUGUGGUCCCAUUGGAGGAAGGAUUGAACAAAGCCAUCCACUACUUCCGGAAGGAACUAGAGUACCAGGCUAAUAACCAGUACAUCCCUAAACCCAAGCCCGCCAGAGUGAAGAAGGGCAGGACGCGCCACAGCUGAGUUAGCCUUAGGUUAUGAGACUCUGUUUUACCCGUAUGAGGUGGACUUUUGUGGGAUUUUUUUUUUAAAGACUUAAACAGGUGUCAUGAAGAACAAACUGGAACUUUAUUCUGAAGCUUGCUUUAAAGACACUGAUGUGCCUAAAAGCUCCCUUGAGAGCUGCAGACUUUGCCCUGCGCUUUCUUAUGUACAGCAGCCUAGAUGCAGCUCUGCUAUUUUCAGGUUUUUAUCUUGCUGUUAGAGUGUAUGUUGUAACUGUCACUGACAGUUUUAUUUACUGGUUUCUUUGUGAAGCUGAAAAGAAACAUUAAAUGGGGUGGAUAAUGCCAAUUUUAUUUAUAAAAGUGGGUACUUAUAAAUGAGAUGUUACACUAUGCAUAAAGAAUAAAAAUUGUAGCGGUAUUGUCAGGUGGGUGGGGCACCAGUGUUUAUUUGGGGACAGAUGAAAGAACUCUUUUGGAAAGCUUUGUCUUUCUUUUUUAAUUCAGAAUUUUCUGAAGGUCUAGUUUUCAGUUGUAAACUUGACUUUGAAACAUCCCUGUUCUUGAUCAGAGAUAUUUGAAAUCACUACUGUGUUGUGCUGCAUAUUGGGGUGGGGGGGGACGUUAACAUAUUCUUGGUUAACCAUGGUUAAAUAUGCUAUUUUAAUAAAAUAUUGAAACUCAUCAGUCAUGGGUUUUGAGCUACAAAGAUUGACUUUCUGCUUUACAUCAGAUGUGGGGUUGCUGAGAAUAACACUUGAGAUCUUAGUUUGAAGAAAUACUGAGAACAUCCAGGUUUAUACCAUAUUUAACUUGAUAUGUGACUGUUAGAACAAUCUGUGUGCUAUGUGGGCUGAAUCUGUGCAUAUGAUACACACAUGUGUAUAUGUCUUUAUCAAAUUUCAUGAUUUAUUUUGUUUAACUUGGGAAUAUUUUCCUGAACUAUGCAGUUUGAGCAUCCUCAACCCCAAAGAUGAACUGUUCUGAAGUCUCAAAUCCCAGUGUCUCUUCAGCACUGGGGAUUUGGGCUCCGGUAUGAAGUUUUCAGAACUCAGCCUCGGUUAAGAUCAGUUUUGUGUCCUGUAGCAGCACAAGCCAGGUGGAACAAAAACUUCCAUUUUUCUGGUGUGCAAUUCAAACAAGUUUUGCUGAGUGAAAUGAGAACUUUAGGAGUUUUUAUUUUCAUUAAAAACUCUCUCAAUGUAUGUGCUAGGAUUUUAUUUUGUACCUUAAAAUAAAUUGAAGGAAAACACAGUGCAAAAAAAGCAGUCUAUCUCCAACCAGAUUGGCCCUACAUGGUAGCAACAGCAACCCAGACAGAUGCCCAAGGAAUAAAGGUGUGGACCAGGUGAUAGCAGUGACUAGAAACAGGAGCACAUGUAAUAUCUGAGCUUGGUCUGUUCUUCAAAACCAUGUUGGGCUUUUUUUUUUAAAAAAUGUGUGUGUGUGUGUGUGUGUGUGUGUGUGUGUGUGUGUGUGUGUGUGUAUUAUGAAAGGCUCUAGAAUUAGAAUUAUGAAAGCAUCUAGAAGAUGCUCUGACUCUGUCCUGCUAAAUUUACCAGAAGAUUCUGAAACUGGACCAAAGAUUGAACAUGAUAUAAGAAAGAAGAAUCAAGAAUAACCUACACAAACAUACAUACUUGCUAAGCACUUACUUGGUCCCUAACCACACCCCCAGCCUCUUUCUCUUAGGCCCCAUUAUUUUGGUCUGAACUGAGUGAUACAUCAUUUACA